AGAGAAUUUUGGAUCAUCACGUUCACUUGUAUAUAAAAACAAACCUUUCUCCACUUGUUUCUUAGUAGACUCAGCAGCCCCUUCUCUCUUCUUCAACAUACUUUUCUUCUCCUUUGUUGUUUUUCUCGUUCAAUAUGAUGAAGAAGAUGAGUUCUUUUUAUAAUUCAGUUCUACCAAUACUGCUAGUAGUACUGGUUCAAUUUAUAUAUUACCCGGUUACAGUCUCUGCCGAGUGUACGUGUGAACCAGAAGAUGAAGAAGGUGUUAACAAAAACCAAGCACUUGUCCUCAAAAUCAUAUCUAUUGCUGUCAUUCUUACUGCAAGUGCAAUCGGAGUAUGUCUUCCUAUACUAGGCCGAAGAAUUCCAGCUUUACAUCCAGACAGUAACAUCUUCUUCGUUAUUAAAUCGUUUGCUGCUGGUGUCAUUUUAGCUACGGGUUUCAUUCAUAUACUACCCGAUGCUUUUGACGAUUUGACUUCUCCUUGUUUGAAAGAGAACCCAUGGGGAAAUUUUCCGUUUACGGGUUUCGUUGCCAUGAUGUCUGCUAUAUUGACAUUAAUGGCUGAUUCGUUAGCAACUGGUUACUAUAGGAGAUCAGAGUUGAAGAAAAAAUUCAGUCACAAUGGUCGAGAUGAAACAAAAGUUGGUGUUACUGUUGGAGAUGAUGAAAAUGAAGCAGGAGAUAAACUAGAGGUUCAUACGCACGCAACACAUGGUCAUUCACAUGGAUCAUCCCUAUCGUCUUCCGCGGAUAUGCUUCUGCGCCACAAAGUCAUAACUCAGGUAUUGGAGUUGGGAAUAUUGGUGCACUCUGUGAUAAUAGGUGUAGCAGUGGGUGUCUCUCAGAGUCCUUCCACGAUCAGGCCUCUGCUCGGAGCGUUAACUUUCCAUCAGUUUUUCGAAGGUAUUGGACUUGGCGGAUGCAUAACACAAGCCAAAUUCAAUGCCAAAUACGUUGUUUGGAUGUGUGCAUUCUUCGCGCUAACCACACCAGGAGGCAUCGCAAUUGGAAUAGGAAUCACAAAUGUUUAUAGCGAAACUAGUCCCACGGCUCUGAUCGUCCAAGGGGUUAUGAAUGCUGCUGCAGCUGGAAUUUUAAUUUACAUGUCAUUGGUUGAUCUUUUGGCAGCCAUCUUCAUGGACCCAAAACUUCAAGAAAAUGGAAUGCUCCAACUCUCAUCAUAUGUUGCACUUCUUUUAGGGGCUGGUGCUAUGUCUGUCAUUGCCAAAUGGGCCUAAUUAAUCAAGAAGAAUGCAUUGUUAAUCAUGAAUUCUAUCCAUAGUUGCUUAGAAUUAAGUAUAUAGAUUAAAUAUUAACAGAUGUAUAGAGGGUAAUAGAUCAUCAACUGCAGAUUGGAUCAUAAAACUUUUUUUUUUUUUUUUAUGGUUUAAGAAUUUUUGUGAUAUUUCUUGUUA
Messenger RNA from Papaver somniferum (opium poppy), 1418 nucleotides. RefSeq names its product zinc transporter 5-like. Gene Ontology annotation, biological process: zinc ion transmembrane transport. Gene Ontology annotation, cellular component: plasma membrane. NCBI's taxonomy places the organism in Eukaryota, Viridiplantae, Streptophyta, Magnoliopsida, Ranunculales, Papaveraceae. Gene Ontology annotation, molecular function: zinc ion transmembrane transporter activity. The transcript has 2 exons. The coding region runs from base 135 to 1241 and encodes 368 amino acids. The record is from RefSeq and is a predicted model, not a curated record.